AUGGGUGUCGCAGCGGUAGAACAACCUCCAUGCCUCGGCAAGUGUGUCGUCCCAGGCGAGCCCAUAGCCAGCCUUCCUGAGACGGGGACUGUGCGAGUUGGGGGUGGGGUGCAGCAGGCUGGUCGGAGCCUCAUCGCUGUCAAGGCUGGGGUGGUGCAGCAGGGGCCUGGAGACAGCCUGUGGGUCUGCAAUCGUCAGAAGAGGUACAUCCCGAACCUUAAUGAUGCAGUGGUCGGAGACGUAGUGUUUUGCCGUGUGGAGGAGGCGGCUCGCGACCUCGACCCAGUGCUGACGUGCAUGGAUACUGCCGGCAAGGCGGCCGGCUUCGGCCCACUGAAGGGUGGAACCCUGUUCCAGGUUUCCACCUCCCACGCACGCACCCUGGCGUCUGGCCCGCCUUUCCUCGCGGCGCUUGGGCGCUCUCUGAAGUUCGAGCUGGCCGUGGGGGCAAACGGGCGGGUGUGGGUGGAUGCGCCGGGGCCCGCCAACCUGGCCCUCGUGGCUCGCCUGGCCAGGCAGGCCGAGGAGCUCGAUGCUGCUGGGGCCGUGGCAGCAGUCAAAGAGGCCCUGGCGUCUGGCUUGCGAUGA
This is a messenger RNA of Auxenochlorella protothecoides, 588 nucleotides long. RefSeq names its product Putative exosome complex component rrp40. Lineage: Eukaryota; Viridiplantae; Chlorophyta; Trebouxiophyceae; Chlorellales; Chlorellaceae. The record is from RefSeq and is a predicted model, not a curated record. The coding region runs from base 1 to 588 and encodes 195 amino acids. The transcript has 5 exons. Gene Ontology annotation, molecular function: RNA binding. Gene Ontology annotation, biological process: U4 snRNA 3'-end processing; exonucleolytic trimming to generate mature 3'-end of 5.8S rRNA from tricistronic rRNA transcript (SSU-rRNA, 5.8S rRNA, LSU-rRNA); nuclear polyadenylation-dependent rRNA catabolic process. Gene Ontology annotation, cellular component: cytoplasmic exosome (RNase complex); nuclear exosome (RNase complex).